AUGAGCUCUUCUGACCGCAACGAAUCCCCCGAAUCUCCCGAAUCUUCUGGCGCCGCUACGCCCAACAAUCCUAAUCGCGCCUCUGCAUCAUACAUCACCAACAUGUGGACCGGCCUCAUCCGUCGCUUCUCUAGUGAGGGUUCGUUCCCUAGCCAGGCCGACACCGCCUACGAAGACGACUACAAGUACCACAAUGGCAAUGGCACAAAAGACGGUAUAAACGGUGUCUUCACACCCGUACGCCGUACAGCGAGCCCCCUUCGUCCUCCACCUCUGGAUCCUCUUGUAUUGCAUGGCUAUCGUCAGGGCACGCCCACGUCGGCCAAGUUGCUGACAGCCGCUGUCGCGGAGGAGAUUCGCACCAUGGUCCCUGAGCGUCUACGCAUCGUAGACGACUGGCAUCUGGUAUAUAGCCUCGAGCAGGACGGCGCGAGCUUAACAACUCUUUAUCAGCGCUGUCGACAAUAUGAGGGCAAACGAGCUGGUUUUGUCCUGGUCGUCAAAGACCUGGAAGGAGGGAUCUUUGGCGCAUACCUAUCCGAAUACCCUCAUCCUGCGCAUUCGUACUUUGGCAACGGCGAAUGCUUCCUCUGGCGAGCCUCGACUAUCACGCCUCUCCCUCCGCCUCCAUCGGCUGAUACGACAAACCUGAACUCUCGAAUUACAACGCUCGCCCCGCCACCGCCUUCGUCAGAGAGCAACACCCCUACACAUUCUCGCGCGCCGUCGCCUACACCUAGCGAAGCUGUCAGGUUCAAAGCAUUCCCGUACAGCGGUCUGAAUGACUUCUGCAUUAACUGCGAGACCGGCUUUCUAAGUGUUGGAUCAGGCGGUGGGCAUUAUGGGCUGUGGUUAGAUAAUGGGCUUGAGAACGGACAUAGCUCAAGGUGCGAGACCUUUGGUAACGAACCUCUGAGUGACGAGGGAACCAAAUUUGGCGUCAUCGGAGUCGAACUCUGGGUUAUGGGCGUAUGA
Molecule: messenger RNA, 975 nt
Organism: Fusarium mangiferae
Lineage: Eukaryota; Fungi; Ascomycota; Sordariomycetes; Hypocreales; Nectriaceae
Product: Oxidation resistance protein 1
Exons: 2
Coding region: 1-975 (324 amino acids)
Biological process (GO): response to oxidative stress
Cellular component (GO): nucleus
Source: RefSeq, a predicted model, not a curated record